This is a messenger RNA of Pyricularia grisea, 2674 nucleotides long. RefSeq lists its product as uncharacterized. The record is from RefSeq and is a predicted model, not a curated record. Gene Ontology annotation, molecular function: protein tyrosine phosphatase activity. Gene Ontology annotation, biological process: protein dephosphorylation. The transcript has 2 exons. The annotation marks the transcript as partial. Lineage: Eukaryota; Fungi; Ascomycota; Sordariomycetes; Magnaporthales; Pyriculariaceae.
CCAUGUCAAAAUCCGAAUGUCAAGCUGCACUGCGCCUCAAGUGGAUCGCCAGGGACGGUAACAGCUCCUCCCCGCCUGCCCCUCGUCGCCCCUUUUAGCGAUGCUACAGUAGGUACCUACAUUACGACGAACCAAGUGGCAGGCAAUUCUCUAGCAGUGCGACUCUACCUACGAAGGACGGAUGACGACUGCGCCAUGCCCCACCGACGGACGAACUCAGUUAUCCUGUUGCAAAACAAUAUUCUCCAUCGGGCGCCGAGAGGCCGCCUGCGCCUGGGCAGCGCGCUUUCACUGACGCGCUCCUUAAACAGAGGUGCAGGGCGGUUUCUCUAUCCCAAACUCCCCCAGAUCCUACAAAUAUUGCCCCUCACUAUUGUCGCCAAGGUUGUCCCAACAUCAACACCGAGACUCCUCACCGCGGCUUUGCCAGCCAGCAUCCGUCCGUGCAUCAGCCUCGGUGCGUCGUCGGGCGCCCUCUUCGAGAUGGAGCGCUUUUCUAAAUUCCGCCGGAGCAAAAAGGAUGCCUCCGGGCCAACCCCGACGGCAACAUCGACAGGAGACGAUAGGAGCACCGGCAGCGCCUCGCGCACACCAUCUCCUCACUCCCAGAACCAAACCCUCGCGCCACAGCAGCCCGCUCCGGAGCAGCGCAGAAAACCCUCACCCUUUCGCGGCCUCGCGAACCUGCGCACCUCGGCCAAGCGCGCCCGCUCCUCGCCUCCCGCCUCGCUCCCUCAGUCACCAUCGGCAGUCUCGGUGCAACAUCACAACUUCCAUCUCAGCUCCCAGACGGCCCCCAGGUCACCGCUCUCAGCAAUGCAUCCCGCAUCGGAAUCGCCAGCAAAUCGCUCAUUGUCACAAUCGCGCCCGUCGAUUGGGACGGAUGACGGCUGCCGGCAGCGUCGGUCUGGCUAUUUCGACACCACUACAGCGGCCGCGACUUCAACGCCCAAGAUACCCUUCUUUCUGACCCUCUCGCAGCAAGAGAUUGAGCAAAAGUUCCAGGACCUGACUUGGCUUGAGCGCAAUCGCCUGCAGCUGUCGAUCCAAAACCCGGCGCCUUCGUACCAGUGGGCUCGCGUACCAGCCAGCACGACAGUUAAGAAGCUUGAUCGCUACAUCAACGUGCAGCCAUGGCACAACAACCGAGUCAGGCUGCAGGUGCCACUGGGCAAGGUUGACUACAUCAAUGCGUCGCCAAUUGCGCUGUCGACGAGGGUAGGGGACGAGCACGCAAGCCGGUACAUAGCCAUGCAGGGGCCCAAGAAGAACUCGACCGAGCACGUCUGGCGCAUGGUAGUCGAGCAGCUACGGAGUCCCGCCGUCAUUGUUAUGCUGACCGAGACGCACGAAGGGCCGGCGGAGAAGUGCUACCCCUACUUUCCGCGGUCUCCCGAGGACCCGCCACUCGAAAUAGGCUUGUCCGAUGAGUUUGACGACGGGUUCCGCGCGACGGUGCGUUGUGAGGCGAUCGAGCCGACCAGUGCGGGAGACGCCAUAGAGCUGCGCAAGUUGGUCAUCCGCGUUCAUCGCCGUACUCCACGUCCUAGCACACCUCAACCACAGGAGAACGGAAAGAGCUCUGAGGGUAGUCCCGCCGGGGGAUCGGAAGAGGAUGAGGACGUGAUCAUGACAUCGCCAACCAAAGCAACGCCGGCAUCAGGACUCACCAUGGAAAGCAUGUUUCCCGACACAAACCACGAAAGGGAUACGACAACAACGCCUGGAGGGGAUUCGAACAGUGAAAGCACACACGGGACGGGCGCGUCCGAGUCCGAGGUCGAUGAGCGUGUUGUGUACCACUUCCUCUACACCAAAUGGCCCGACUUUGGCGUACCGGCCCUGGAGGACCUUGACUCUUUCUUUGAGUUGAUGCGGCUAUCACGGGAGAAGAACGCCGACGUAGACAACGCCCGCAUCGUACACUGCAGUGCGGGUGUCGGCCGAUCGGGCACCUUUAUCGCGCUCGAGCAUCUGAUGCGCGAGCUGGACUCAGGCCUGCUGGAGAACUACGACGACGGGCGGAGGAGCAGGCGAAACGGCGGAGGUCCCGCGUCCGCGAUGUCCACGGCAAUCCCAGACAGUAGAAAUAACGGCCACCUGGACUUGAGCUAUGACGAGGACGACGACCUCAUCUUCAGCGUCGUCAACCAGCUACGCGAGCAGCGGAGGACCAUGGUGCAGGCUGAGGCCCAGUAUCUCUUCAUCUACCAGGUCAUGCGCAAGCUAUGGCAGGACAAGUAUGGGGUCGAGGAGGACCGGGAGCCGGCGGCGAAGAGGCACGAGGGCGAUCCCUUCGUUGGACAAUAGAGCAGAACCAGAUCGGUUGGGAGUCUCUAGGCCAGACUUAUGUCCGCCAGGAGUCAUUGAUGAUGGGGUGGGGGGUUUAAUAUGCGUCUUGUCUUGUUUCUUUUCGAUAUCCCCUCGGUCUAUCACCGAAACUGCUGGUUUUUUCUUUUCUUUUUCAUAAACUUUUUUUUUCAAGAGGGUCUUGUGACAAUGGUGGCAUUAUAGAACAUUUCUUUAGAGCGUUGUCUGUUUUAGCAUACCUUAGCCCAUGCUUCCUCUUUGUUUUUUUUUUCAUCAUAGGCAUACCGGAUAUACCUUGCAUUAAAUCAGCGAGCCUUUUUCAUUCUCCUACUCAUUUCACUUCUUAUAUUAUUUCUCAAAAAAC